Molecule: messenger RNA, 1156 nt
Organism: Oryza brachyantha (malo sina)
Lineage: Eukaryota; Viridiplantae; Streptophyta; Magnoliopsida; Poales; Poaceae
Product: U3 small nucleolar ribonucleoprotein protein IMP4
Exons: 8
Coding region: 75-956 (293 amino acids)
Biological process (GO): rRNA processing
Cellular component (GO): Mpp10 complex; small-subunit processome; nucleolus
Molecular function (GO): rRNA primary transcript binding; snoRNA binding
Source: RefSeq, a predicted model, not a curated record
CGGCGACGCAACCGAAGGCGCUAGGGUUUAUCGCCGCCGCUCGGCUCCGACGACGACGAGGAGGAGGAGGCGAGAUGCUGCGCCGGAACACGCGGCUGCGGCGGGAGUACCUGUACCGCAAGAGCCUCGAGGGGAAGGAGCGGCAGCACUACGAGAAGAAGCGGCGCCUCCGGGAGGCGCUCGAGGAGGGCAAGCCCAUCCCCACCGAGCUCCGCAACGAGGAGCUCGCCCUCCGCCGCGAGAUCGACCUCGACGACCAGGACAGGGCAGUUCCGAAGAGCCUCAUCGACGAUGAGUACGCCGGCGCCGCUCUCCGCGAGCCCAAGAUUCUCCUCACCACGUCGCGCAACCCGAGCGCGCCCCUGACGCAGUUUGUCAAGGAGCUCAAAGUUGUCUUCCCUAACUCGCAAAGAAUGAAUCGUGGUGGUCAGGUGAUAUCGGAAAUCGUCGAGUCUUGCCGUUCGCAUGAUAUCACUGACCUUGUUUUGGUGCAUGAACAUCGUGGUCAGCCUGAUGGUUUAAUCGUCUGCCACCUACCGUUUGGGCCAACUGCAUACUUUGGGUUACUCAAUGUGGUGACACGCCACGCUAUUAAAGAUAGGAAAGCCAUGGGUAAAAUGUCAGAAGCUUACCCCCAUCUAAUACUGGACAACUUCACAACCAAGACUGGUGAAAGGACUGCUAAUAUUGUCAAGCAUCUCUUUCCUGUGCCAAAACCAGACUCGAAGCGGAUAAUUACUUUUGCUAACAGAGACGACUACAUCUCAUUCAGGCAUCACGUAUAUGAAAAACAUGGUGGCCCCAAAUCCAUUGACCUGAAGGAGGUUGGUCCUCGAUUUGAGCUGCGACUAUAUCAGAUCAAGAGAGGAACAGUAGACCAAGCAGAAGCACAGAACGAGUUUGUGCUACGGCCAUACAUGAAUACAGCGAAGAAGCAAAAAUCUCUUGGUGCCUGAUUGACCUGCAACUGCAACUUGCAGCAGUGCAUCAAUUUUUUUGAGUUUUUGUUCUCUUGUUGCAUCUGUAACAUUAGCUCAGUGUAUCUAAUAUCUGUGCUGUGAUAAUGGUUCCAUUCAUAGUUACUGGGUCCUAUCUGUCGGAAUUGAAUUUACGUCUCUGUUGUGGAUUGGGGCCCAAUAACGGCCAAAUUUUGUAG